AUGGAGCUUGUCUCUCUUCCGGCCCUUUGGGCAUAUUGGUCCUCCAAGGACCGCCUCUCCGAGCAGUCCAUACGUGAGGUCGAUUGGUUGUCUCUUGCACGCGCCAUGAAAGCCCUUCCAGCCAAUCUCCAACGCUGGACACCCAAGCAUAUCUCCGGUAUGACAGGGGUGGGAAAAUUAUUGGCCAUUUGGAACCGUUCGGCGAUGAGCUCUUGCCCCAGAUGCUCCUCCUGCCCGGUGGAAGAUCACCUCCAUGUUCCCCGCUGUUCUGCCCGUACUGCAGCUGCUGAAUGGUCCAAACGCCACCUGGCCUUCCGGACCUGGAUGCAAACUCAGCAGACCGCCCCAGAGAUUGAAGUCUUCCUCUUUGAAUACCUGAAGAUAGUCCGCCAGCCUUCCUUGGGAGUCACCACCGUCCGUGCCUGGUCUCACCAGCUCCAUCUCUUCCGAAGCGCAAUCUCCUCCCAAGCCGAGCUUGGGGCCCAGGGCCUCCUUGAGGGCCUAGUGUCUCACAAAUGGAAACACCUGCAAGCCCUUCACUUCUCCUACAUUGGCUCCAAGAAGUCCACCAACCUUUGGGCCUCCCGCCUGAUCCAACAACUGAUCCGAAUCGGGCACUACAUGUGGAAAGACCGCAACCAGCUUGCCCACUCUGAAGACAGCUCCUGGUACACGGCUCGCAAGCGGGAGAUUGACAGUUUGCCAUGGGCCUGA
Messenger RNA from Cylindrotheca closterium, 714 nucleotides. NCBI's taxonomy places the organism in Eukaryota, Bacillariophyta, Bacillariophyceae, Bacillariales, Bacillariaceae. The record is from the annotation of a GenBank genome assembly.